Pocillopora verrucosa is the source of this 1854-nucleotide messenger RNA. The record is from RefSeq and is a predicted model, not a curated record. Lineage: Eukaryota; Metazoa; Cnidaria; Anthozoa; Scleractinia; Pocilloporidae.
AUCUGGCUCUUUAAGUGUAAAGGGACAAUCAAUAUUCAGAGAACAAACUGAAACACGUCAUGAUGGUACCCUCAGUGGCUAAGUGUAGUUUCAUCCUCCUUUUCGUUUUGUUGAAAUAUCCUCAACAAGCGAAAGGAUGGAAGAAAGUUCCUUAUUUUAGGAACAGACAUGUUCUCUCAGCUCCAAAAGGACACUACGUGGAAUUAAACUUUACCAUGCGCAGCUACUCGUGGGCUCCACGACCAUGUCUGCAGGACUACUAUCUUGAGAUCCGUGACGGCAAUAAGCAGUCAGCCAACGUUCUUGGUGUAUUUUGUGGAGAUCACAAGACUGCUGUAGUGCGAUCCAGUGGACGAUCCUUGUGGUUAAGAUUUUUCCCUUAUCGCAGAUAUUAUUUGAAUGGAUACUAUAUGGGCAGAUCCUUUAAUCAAACAGCGACACCCACCAUGACCCAUGUGCCCAGGACACAGACUGUAAUUUUGAACAGAAGGUCCAGCUUGUGGUGCCCAGUGGAAGGUGCGCCAGCUCCAUACAUUGUAUGGAGAAAAAAUGGUGUUGUUGUUCAAAAUAGUACCAGCGUAAGAUAUCAGCUUGUAGCUGCAGAAAAGAAUGUGAAUUACAGCUGUGAGGUACGAAGAGAUAAUACCGUGUCAAGGGGCGAAAUCAGCCUCAACAUUGAAGAGUGCCCAGGCCCUUGUGAGUGCCACUUUUUGAAGGGAACAUACGGUCUGCUGCGUGUGAACUGUAGAGGAAAAGAAUUGAUGUCAAUUCCAUGGAAAAUUCCCCUCACUACAGCAAAGUUGGACUUGAGUAACAACCAGCUGAAGGACUUGUCACGGGACAUUUUCAGCAACAAUACUCACCUGACUUGGCUGUAAGCUAAGAUUAAACAAAUCUAUAUUGUGUGCAUUUCAAUUUAAAAGGGCAGUGAUAUCCCAACAGGGACUAGCAAUGAUAUGUUGAUAAUAAAUAACAUUAUUCGUCAUUAGCCGCUUUGAAAACCAUGCGUAUUCAACACAGUAACAACUCUCACCUGAGGUAGCUGUAAGCUAAGAUUUGUUACCUCGUUCCAUUGAUUAAUCAAUAGCUUCAUAAAUUCGCAUUACAAACUGCGCCUAUUUAACACAUAUGUAGCAACAUCUUAUUUAGGACUUGGGUUACAACCGACGAAGAGACUGGCCACAGAAAGUUUCCAGAAGCAAUAACCAACUUUGAUUGUUAACUAACCCCUUUUACUUAAUCUACUGGGCGAGGUUGUUCAAAGCUGGGUUAAGAUAACCCAUGAUUAGUUUGAAACUGAUUUCAGAUCUGAAAGCUUUAAAACAAAAUUCAAUCGAAUUCUUUCGUCAAGAAUGCGAUGAUUGGGUGCUCUAAAAGCGAUAUAGAAAAUUAUCCCAAAAGGCUUUUGAAUGAAGGAAUAAAGAAACUCGGAUUAAAAUGUAACCUUAGGUUAGCGCUAAUGGGGCUUCAAACAACUGGGUCCUGAUGAAUAAAAGCAUAUUAUAUCAGCAUUAUAACCCAUUCAUGUUAAACAUGGUUGGAAGAAUUUCUUGAUGUGUAGUUGAGUAAACAACCAGCUGCUUAGCUUUCUGUUAGACAUACUUUCGGCUUAGUGAACUGGAGGCCGGGAUGUAAGAAACUAAGAGAUUGUAAAAUCUUAAAAAUAGUCACUUUUUCCAAAAAAUGACGAAUUUCUAAACACUUUAGUUGAUUGAUGUUGGUAUUAACAACACAAUGCGAUUUCUGUUUUAUCGAUGUAUUCCUUCCAAACUGGCUUAAAAACAGGAGUCUAACUACUAGAAGGCAUCAAAAUGGUUGCAGAUGUCAAAGAAAAGCUAGAUAUAUGGCGAUAAA